AUGAGUAAAAGACUUUUCAGAUUAGAUGCUGGUUUCCAGCAAUAUGAUUGGGGUAAGGUGGGUUCCAGUUCUGCCGUGGCUCAAUUUGCUUCGCACUCCGACCCAAGUAUCAUUAUCGAGGAAUCCAAACCCUACGCCGAACUAUGGAUGGGAACCCAUCACAAGGUGCCAUCUUUGAACCACGACUCGAAGAGAAGCUUGCGCGAUAUUAUCGCAGACGAGCCCGCUGAAAUGCUCGGUGCGGAGAACGUCCAGAAGUUUGGCUCAACUCAAGAGCUCCCCUUCCUUUUCAAGGUUCUUUCUAUUGAAAAGGUUCUAUCUAUUCAGGCACACCCUGACAAGGCUCUGGCAAAAGAGCUACACUUGAAUGACCCUAAGAAUUACCCCGAUGACAAUCAUAAGCCAGAGAUGGCAAUCGCAGUCACAGAUUUCGAGGGCUUCUGUGGCUUCAAGCCAUUGGCUGAGAUAGCAGAUGAACUUAAAAGAAUCCCAGAGCUCAGAAAUGUUGUCGGCGAAGACGUCAGCGAAAAGUUCAUUAAAAACUUCAAGGAAUCUCCUCAAGAAGGCUCACCGGAGGAUGUCGAAAAUAAGGCACUUCUUCAAAGCGUGUUCAACAAGGUCAUGACCGCCAGCGAAGAGACCAUCACCACGAAUGCCAGAGCUUUGAUACAAAGAGCGCAAAACUCUCCAGCCGACUUUAACAAGAUGGAUCUACCCGACCUCCUUAUUAGACUCAACGAGCAAUUUCCAGAUGAUGUGGGGCUAUUUUGCGGUGGACUACUCUUGAAUCAUUGCCGUUUGAAUGCUGGUGAAGCCAUCUUUUUGAGAGCCAAGGAUCCCCAUGCAUACAUCAGCGGUGACAUUAUUGAAUGCAUGGCGGCCUCUGACAAUGUCGUCAGAGCGGGAUUUACUCCAAAAUUCAAAGACGUUUCCAACCUUGUCGACAUGCUCACUUAUGCCUACGAUUCUGUUGAAGAUCAGAAGAUGAAAUUAGAAGGGUUUCCAAGAUCUUCGGGAGAUGGAAAGACAAUCCUGUACAAUCCUCCAAUUGAAGAGUUUGCCGUGUUGGAAACCACUUUCGAAAAUGGACCUGGUGCAAGAAAGUUCGAAGGGCUCAAUGGUCCUAGUAUUGUUAUCACUACAAAAGGUACAGGUCAUAUUCAACAUGGAGACGUGAAGCUCGCGGCUGAACCAGGAUAUGUCUUCUUCAUUGCCCCUCACACAGAGGUGGAGUUUGUUGCGUCAGACAAUAAGUUCACCACUUACAGAGCUUUUGUGGAACCAAACUAG
Lachancea sp. 'fantastica' is the source of this 1290-nucleotide messenger RNA. NCBI's taxonomy places the organism in Eukaryota, Fungi, Ascomycota, Saccharomycetes, Saccharomycetales, Saccharomycetaceae. The record is from the annotation of a GenBank genome assembly.